This is a messenger RNA of Stylophora pistillata, 3721 nucleotides long. RefSeq names its product polycystin-1. Gene Ontology annotation, biological process: calcium ion transport. The record is from RefSeq and is a predicted model, not a curated record. Gene Ontology annotation, molecular function: monoatomic cation channel activity; protein binding; calcium ion binding. NCBI's taxonomy places the organism in Eukaryota, Metazoa, Cnidaria, Anthozoa, Scleractinia, Pocilloporidae. Gene Ontology annotation, cellular component: plasma membrane.
AUGGUAGUUGCAUUGGCAGACGCUCUUAUGUUAUGCUCUGACGUUCCCGACAAAACUUCCGGAAACUCAGUAGCUGAAAGAAAGGACACAACAAAAUGGUGGUGUUGCGGAAAACAAAAGAAAGACAUCGAAGACUACGACAGUAAGAAAAAGAGUGAAGAAGAAGAAGAGAAAAAGAAGAAAAAAUCGGAUGGCUUCCUUCCACACUGGUGUUUAUAUAUAGCAUGGAUCCUGUGCAUCAUGGCUUCUUUUACAUCGGCUUUGUACACCUUAUUUUACAGCAUGAAGUGGGGACGAGAUAAAUCAAACCAGUGGUUUUUUUCAAUGAUCCUAACGUUCACCCAAGACACUCUCAUUAACCAGCCAGCAAAGGUGUUGUUCUUAUCAGUGGCUUAUGCCAUCUUCACAAGAAAGAGUGAUGAGGAAACAGAUGCCGAACAAGGAGUUGAAGACCCUCGGAAAGGUAAAGAUGAAGAGUGGCUUCAUGGCGACAUUUUGGACAACGACGACAGAGAAAAAGAACUGCUACGAUACAAACCUCCUGACGAAAGCAAGUUAAACGCCUUGCGAGAAACCAGAAUAAGGGAGAAAAAAUUAAAAAACAAAUUCAGCAAGCUGGGAGAUUACACUUUCGUCGUGCUUGUCCUAGUAUUGCUCAGUUAUGGCAACAGGGACUCAAAGUCGUUCAUGAUGAGAAACUCGAUGGAAAAAGAAUUCAUACAUCCCCUUACCGCAUCUUACCCCCAAGGAUUAACAGAUGUGAACAAUUUGCAGCUAUUCAUGACAUGGACGGAGAAAACCUUAAUUCCUUAUUUGUACGAACAUGAUUGGUAUAAUGGAGACAAGGUGACCAACAGAACUGGAUACACUUCAGGAAGACAGUCCCGUCGACUUGGACGGAUUCGAUUGCGUCAAAUUCGCGUCCAGAACGGUAGCUGUUCAGUGACAAAACUUCUGAAAGAAGUUAUCCACGAGUGCAAUCCUCCUUUUGAUAAAAAGCAUGAGGAUACCCGGAUUUUCAGUCCCGGAUGGCGCGCUGGUUAUCAACCCGCAGAAGACACUUUAGUGUACAAAAGAAGUGCAUCGGGGCAACUUUCCCCGUGGGCUUAUUUGGACCCCACGGAAUCGAACUCUUCAUUCAUGUUUUACGGUAGAAUCGCGUUUUACCCUGGCGGUGGUUACGUGGCGGAGUUUGGCGAUUCCUUGGAGGAAGCAACAGCCUUCGUGAAUUAUCUCAAGUCUACCCAUUGGAUUGACAAAUACACCAGAGCUGUCUUUAUUGAAGGAGCCAUAUACAAUCCUAACACCAACCUCAUCGGAGUCAUAGAGACUGGUGUGGAGGUAACGUCUGGAAAUGCUUUUAUACCGCGAGUUGAUUUUAAAAUCUUCAGACUAUUUGCCCGGCUGAAUCCUUCCUACGUCUUUAACUCAGUUUGUGAGUUGUUGUUCUUCUUGAUUAUCCUUUACACUCUAUACACGAUCAUCAAAGGCAUUUACCAGCGGAGGAAGAAGUACUUCUGUGAAACAGUGAGUCAGCUGGAUAUUAUUCUAUUUGUGGACGGUAUUGCUAUCGAAGUCGUGUAUGUUGUCCGAGAGAGCAAGCUCAGAAGUGCCGUGGCUACCCUUACAAGAGAUCAAGAAUGGUUCAUGAACUUCUCCGAGUGUGCCUCGUAUAACGAAGCACUCGUCAUCUUGUACGCGUUUGCGGACUUUGUCGCCAUACUGAAGUUCAUCCAUUUCUUAAGUUUCACGCGCGUUGUUCAACUUUUAUCAACCACUAUUGCAAAGUCUGUGGUUGAGCUUCAAUCCUUCGCCGUCAUGCUGUUUGCUAUAUACAUGGCGUAUUCUUCAAUGGCAUUCACAGUUUUCGCUCCUUACGUGGAAAACUACAGGUCUUUUUCUGCAACCCUGGCCUCUUUGUCAUGUCUUGUGAUGGGAGUUUUUGAUCAUACUGAUUUUACUUCACAGUCUGAUUACAAAACUGUGGGUUAUUUUUUCUUCACGACUUUUUCUGCGAGUAUGAUUUUCAUAUUUACAAACAUUGUUAUAACGGUCAUCAAUGGUGUGCACCAAAAUGUCUGCAGCGACGAGGAGCUCAAGAAAAACGAAGAUUCUUUUUUUAACAUAAUUUUGGACAGAGUUCUGAUUUUUACCGGGUUCAAAGGACCACCAAUCCGAGAAGAACCAGAAAUCGAAGAGCCUACUAUAGCGGAAAUACAAUGGAAUUUAAACAUAAACUAUAUAGAGAACAGUCAGUUAAAAAGGUUAAAAGGAUUGUUUAAAUCUAUUAACGAUUACGAUGAAAUAGAGGACAUAUCAUUGGUCAGAGCGUAUACGAAGACGUGGGAAUGUAAGACGAUACGUGAUACUGGUUACCAAGGAGACACAUCAAAGUCAAAUGCUGCUGAAAAAAUCAACGAUGAUGAACACGGGCGCACAAAUAACGCUGGCAUGAAGAGUCAAAGUCAAGGAGAGCUUGUGAAGAAAGAUGAGCAACAAUUGGAAAAUACAUCAUCUGUCGAGGCAAAAAAUAAUCCGGCCGAAACUUUAACUAAGUUGAUCGUCAAAAAAGCUGAAGAACUGAGCAGACUGGAGGAGCAAGGAGUUUGUGAUGAAAAAGAGAUAUUGCGUCGCGUAAAAGUGAUCGAGUGCCUUCAGGACUUGUUGAAGAAAUCCGUGGGAGACAAGGAUUCUGCGAAAUUGUUCUUAAACCAUGAGGAGGAAUCUGAAGUCUAAUCUGCAAAAAAUAUAGCGCAAGAAAUAGAAAGUCCAAAAAAAAAAGGAAUUAAUUUCGCAAUCACGAAGUAAAAUCGGAAUUGAUGACAAUUGGAGGUAAUGCAAACCCACACUCGGUGAUAAACUUCUGUGGGUCACUGUAGUACGUCAUAAUGAUGUCAGAAAGACUAUACAGGAAGAGACUCUUCUAUUGAUAUCAAAUUGAUGGUGAGCUGAACAUACUUGAAAAUAUGAUACCUCUCAGUUAGUAUGUGCACUAUGGUCGAUCAAUUCAGCGAGCUGUAUUUCACUGUAUGACCCUCUUCUUCAAAAGUUUGUUUGAACUGAGAUCUUCAGUCCCUCUUUAUUUGAACACAGAGAUAUAAAAAACUACCGGUAUCACGGUGAUAGUGUAGUCUGAUAGUCAGAGUGGAUGCAGUCCUUAGAAGGACUGUUGUCUGUGGUGGUGACUGGCGUUACGACAUCCGGAGCGGAAGUCGUCAUCGUACGAACUUCGUUUUUCUCAGUCCGCACUGUAAGUUACGGAACCUGUUUUUUUUUCGCUCGGAUUUAUGACUCAAGUGCGAGGCGAGCGGGUCAUAAAUCCGAGCGAGAACAACUCGGUCGGACCGAGAAAAAGAGGUUACUAAGUGGUAAGAAGGUAAAUUUUCUCUGAAAUAUGAAAAACCCUUUGUAAAACUUCUUGAAAUUGGAGUUGCAAAAUGUUUGUGCCUACUGGAUUAAGUUUUGUGUUAUCUGUCACAAAUUCUGUUCCAUCAAUGCAUCAUGAAACAGACCCUUUCCGCGUUGUCAUGCUUUCAGUUGUUAUCAAGAGCUGAUCAGGUAAAGAGACCCCCUUAAAAGCCUCACCCAUUCCAAAGGGAAUCUUUAUCAUGUUAUUUUUAGUCUCAAGGUAGCAGUUCCUUCGGGAUUAGAGUGGCAUGAAAAUGCGACUCGCAUGUGAUCGGAACAUUUCGGAUCCACUGAGGAACGAGGUGGAUGUCCA